ACUGGCAACACUGAAAACAAAUAAUGAUUCAUAACGUCAAAUCAGCUAGAAAUAUUAAUUUUAUCAAAAAUUCCUUUUAGUUGAGUUUCCAUUCCAUUGUGUUUAUUAUUGUAAAGUGUUGGACGCAGUACCUAAUUUCUCAGAAGAAAAAUUAUAAUUUAAAUCGUUGAAAUCAAUUAGAAACUUGUUGAAAUGGGAAAUGAAAUGUCUUCUACAGCAAUGGAAAAACAUCUCUUCAAUCUUAAAUUCGCAGCAAAGGAAUUAGAACGGAAUUCUAAGCGCUGUGAAAAGGAAGAAAAACAAGAGAAAGCAAAGACCAAACAGGCAAUUCAAAAGGGAAAUAUGGAAGUGGCUAGGAUUCAUGCUGAAAAUGCUAUCAGACAGAAAAACCAGUCGGUCAACUAUCUGAGGAUGUCUGCAAGAGUAGAUGCUGUAGCAAGUAAAGUACAAUCAGCGGUCACAACUAGAAAAGUUACCAAUUCCAUGGCUGGGGUCGUUAAAACUAUGGAUGCUGCCAUGAAGAGUAUGAACUUGGAAAAGAUUUCUAGCGUUAUGGAUAAAUUUGAGCAACAGUUUGAAGAUCUCGGUGUUCAGACAGAUGUUCUUGAAAACACAAUGGGGCAAACUACAACAACUCUUGUGCCUCAAAAUGAUGUCGAUUCUCUCAUGCAGCAAGUUGCUGAUGAAGCAGGAUUGGAUUUGAAUAUGGAGCUUCCAGAAGGACCCCAGGGUAGUGUUAUUGGUUCCGCUAGUCAAGUGUCGCAAGAACAAGAUGAACUCAGUCAGAGACUUGCAAGAUUGCGGCAAGCCGAAUGAAAUUGAUGAGUUUUCACAUUGACAGAAUAUGAAAUUAUGUGAUAAACAAAUCCUCCAAAAAAUAUGUUACAGAACGCUUUUUUUCGUAAAUAGAAAAAUCGAGCCACUAAUAGAUUGGUUUUAUCAGUUCUAAUAGAAGUUUCCACUGAUUUACAUCCCAAUUCAAUCUUCUAAUUUGGAAGUCUUUGUGUGGAGUACGAUCUGAUUCAGUUUCCCUUUUGAAAUUAUUAGUUAUAAAAUGCCUAUCUAAAGAAGUGUUGAGAUAUGAACGAAAGCAAUUUUUUGUGGUGGAAAUUAUCAAUAUUUCUGGGAAUUCUCACUUUCUACAAUCUGAAAAAAAUUGUAAUGGAGAACUUAUACACAUUUUAACGUUUCGGAGGCCCAAAUUUGCCUCUGUUUGCAAAACUGAAAAUUACCUAUAUAUAACUCAGUUUUUCUUUUUUGAUUUAUUUUUAAACUUUCUGAACAGGAAGGAUGUAAUGAACUACUCGCUAAGAGUAGAAAGGACCGUACUUGGGGCUUCCGGUCUUGAAGAAAACAUUGAAAAGUGGCAAAAUUGCGUCAGAAAACAAUUCGUUUCAUAUUGCAACAUUAUAACAUAUGAACUACUGAUGUAUAACCUAUUUUCCUCUGUGACAAAUAUAUUGACUUACACAGUAAGUUAUCAGGGCAAAUUAGAAGUUCUCGUCUGAAAUUCACCAUUACAAUUGUUUCUAGAUUGUGCAAGAUGAGAGGUACAGUAAAAUAUGUUGAAGUGGCAUUAUUUACAAAAUUACUUGAAAUAAUAUUGUUUGCUGCCAAAUACCAAGAUGAUCCUACUAACUUUUAUCGACAGUAGGAAUUUCCGCAAAUGAAAAUUCUUAAAAAAGGUAUCGUUUUCACACAAAGCUUUAGAGAUAAAAACCACAAUGUACUUGAUUGUUUGGUACGUACAUAUUUUUUGGAUUCCACCGAAGUUUAUAUUCUCAGCUAUUAUUAAUUAAGGUUCUAUGCUUAUAAAUUAGUUAUAUUUACCUGUGAACUGUAUCCAUAAUUUGUAUAGAUUUUAAUAAACUAACUACGUUUUCCAUAUA
Leptinotarsa decemlineata (Colorado potato beetle) is the source of this 1889-nucleotide messenger RNA. It is a transcript of the gene Chmp1, whose product is annotated as Charged multivesicular body protein 1. Gene Ontology annotation, biological process: vacuolar transport. Lineage: Eukaryota; Metazoa; Arthropoda; Insecta; Coleoptera; Chrysomelidae. The record is from RefSeq and is a predicted model, not a curated record.